AUGAAGAAACAGUUUUAUCGCGUGAAGCAGCUAGCUGAUCAGCGAGUUGGAAGGUAAGUCGCUUCUCUUCGUUAAACAGACAAGUGACAGUACGUGUUGUUCAUUGGCCAUUUCAACGGAAGUGAGCCUCCCCAACUACUGCAUUUUCAGUGCGAUAAUUUAUAAAAGAAAGGUACAUUAAUCUUUGCUAUUUUUUUCUUCUAUUCUAGGGCGGAAAAAACUGAGAUUUUAACCGAGGAUCUGCAGCAUGUAAGUAGCUGAAGGAAACAAAAAUGAAAAUUAAUCAGUUAAAUCAUCAAAAUAAAGAUCCUUGCAACUAAAAUUUAAGUUUCGACAACAGAGAAAGUAGCCAAUGUUUCAUUAAUUUUAAUAUCGUGGAUAGCAAGGUGCAGGGAAAGGGAACUCCAGUUGUCAGGAAUGAAAACCAAAUUAUAGCUGUUUUAGUAGAAACGUAGGUAUGUGUAGGAAAGGAGGUGCCAGGUAUUCUCCUCUUCUAUGACUAAUGAUCAUAAAAAAUUGUUCUAUCCGCCUUUCAAAACACUUGACUUGUUGACGUUUUUCAAGAGAAUGUAUCCAUUGAAAUGUGCUCUCCAGUUAAAAUUGAAGGUAACUAAUGGUUAUUUGCUUUGCAUAUUGGAACAAAAUAACUCUAAUUGCAACUACCCUGGCAUCAAUUCCAAGUCUGACUUUCCAACCUUCCAGGAAUGAUGUUGGGCAUUUAUCAUAUUUCUCUUCCAGUAAUGUUGCAUGCCCAUGCAAAAAUACUCCAAUGCAGUUGUCUCAGAGAGGACUUCAAGAAUGUGCAAAUGCAAAUGCUCCGCCCAUAACUAUAACCAAUAUACUAGAAAUUGGCUAGUAUUACCCUUAAAUUAUUAAUCAUUUCAGCUGAGAAUAUCAUAUACCAAUGGAUACCUGUAGUAGGGUAAGGAUGUUUAGUUUUCCUGAAUGGAAUAUUUUUAGGUUGAGAAGACAGUGGAUAAGAUCAAGCAUGCAUGUCAUGCCACAAAUAAGAGACUGGCUGCUUCAAUGCAGGGAACUGGUAUGGACUUAGAGAAGAGAUUGGUAAGAAACAUUACUAUAUUAUCCAAAUAAUGAUAUUACUUUUAAGCAACAUCUUUGACUAUGAAUUUUUUGGUCACAUCAUUGCUAAACUUUCUUGGUCUGUCACAGAUUCAGGAAAGAUCCGAAACUGAAAGUUUCACUUUUGUAAAAGUUUACACAUGUGUAAAAGAUAUGAGGUCCCGUAGAUUAUAUACACUGUACCUUCUUCAAAUAUUAAGUGAUGGCAUGUUCAAAAGUAGGCCCCUGGCAAUAGUGAUCAGGGGCGGAUCCAGGAUUUUUUUUAGGAGGGGGUGCACUCGUCUCUUGCUCUACUUCAACACCAAUAAACCAAAUAUUUUUUUUUCCAGAAUACCAGUUGUAUUAGAAAACCGCAGAUCAUCUCGGGGAGGGGGGGUGCACACCCCCUGCACCCUCCCCCUAGAUCCGUCCCUGGUGAUAAGUUUUGGCUGAAAACUUAGUUGCAUGAGCACACUUAACCCUUUAAGUCCCAAUAGUACAGUGUCUAACGUCAAUUUUCUCCUAACGAUAUCCAUACAAUGUCAAGAGAUUAGGUUAUGAGAAUUAAUAAAAUGAUCACCUAAGGGAAAAUGCCUUGAUCUUUUAUCAAAUUCUCUCAACUUAUUCAUGAAGGAAAUGUAUAGAGAUCAGUUUGGAGAAUUUGUAUGUGGAUAUUGGAGCUUAAAGGGUUAACUCUCAAGGCCUUUUGUUCCACAUGGCACAAGGAGAAUAAGUGAAGUUCACAUUAGACUGUGACGUGCUGACAGUUGGACUACUGUUAAUUUUAUUUGUAACAAAUGACUGUAUUGUAAAAUAAUUUUCUUGUUGCUGACAAGUUCAUUAGUAAGACUUUAAUCUAGUAUGUUUUCACAAUUCCAUCAUGAGCAUCCCUUUCAGUUCUGGCAGUAAUUUUGAUAUGAUAGUUAAAAUGUGGGGAGCAUAUCUGUAUGGACAUUUUCUGUGAUGAAACAUUGCAAAUCCCAUUCAGAUCUGGUGCAAGUGUCUCUUUUUUCAUGUCUGAUAAGUGUUCAUUUUUUAGGAUAUCCUAGUAAUAUAUUUUUUUUGAGUUAUUUUAUUAAAUUAAAUAAAUUGAAGGAAAAGAUGUAUGAAAAUAAUAUUAUUGUAUUUAUCAAGGACAACAUUAUUGUGAGUCACUUUGGGUCUUGUAUUCCAAGUCAUUCCUUCCGUUUAGUAUCUUUAAUGUUUCUUCUUCGAUUAUUAAUCAAUUUUACAAGUAUAGGUAUAUUUCCUCUUGUAUACACAAUGUAUAUCAACAGAAAAUGACAUGCAGAUAACAUUAUUUUAAUCAGAGCUGUCAUGAAAAUUUCAAGUUGCCAGAUUGAACGAUACAAGUAGGGAGGGAAUUGAACAGUGGGGGACAUUGUUUGGUUCUAUUUUUCUUCUAUUUUCCAACUAAAGUAGUUGGGGUCCCUGUUCACUGUUGCCAGGGAAAAUCCCUGGCCCCCAGCCCUUAAUGACACCCCUAAGUUUUAAUGUACAUUACAUGUAAUUCAAGCAACAGUACAGCUAUAGUACUUAAAUUCAGUUAUAUAUGUACUAGGUAAUUAAUUGAUAUGCCCUCUAACUGUAGUAAUUGCAAUAUUUUAUUACAGUCAUAGCCCUCCUUGCGACCACUCUCCUAAGCAACCCGCUCUUGUUGCAACCACCUUUUUGAAAACCAUUUGAACUGUGACUUAAACUUGUAAUAAAAGCUCUCAUAAGAGACUGCUCUCAUAAGCGACCCUGACCACUUUUGGGAUUACCCGGCUGGUCUUUUCCUUUGUUUUCGUGUUCUUGUAAGCGAACACUCAGUAACCUCUCAGAGUCUUUUUCAUAUAAAUCAACACCUUAAUGAAACAGCACACUGUGCUAGUGGACUGAAAAAUUGGACGUAAAGUUAAGUCCUGUCUGUAUCAGAUGUAAAGACACUAAUUAAACAUUGAUUUCCCUUUUUUUUUGUAUUGUGAAUUAUUAAUGACUUUUUGAAGCUUCUAUUGUUUUACCAUAAGGUUGCUUACAAGGGCUCAUUCUGGUAAGCGACCAGCUCUAGUUAUGACCACUUUUUUUAAAUUUCCAAGGUGGCCACGUACAAGAGCUUUGACUGGAUUUAUACUUAUUUUUCAACUGUAAAUAUGCCAGGAAGAUAGUAAAUUAUUAUUAGUUUUAUACUCAGGGUAGUGCUGUUUGUUGUAGGCUGUAUUAUUCCUCAAGUCAUCAUAUUUACGAGCCUCAGAUGAUAUUGCUAUGCUGUGGCCUCAGAUGCGAUCUGAACUCAUGGUAAUCACCUGCAAUAUCUAACGUCCUCAUACAACCAGCACGUGUUACUGAAACAACUGCUUUAACUUUGAAUCCUCUAGAAACCUAAAAUCUGUAAGUUAUACCCAAAAGUUCAAUCGUCCAUGUGAUGUGAUUAUUAUUAUAAAAUUAUACAGUGCAGUGAACUUGAAAAACUUGAAAACACCAUAAUUUAUAUUCAGGGCUCAAAACUAGUAGUUCACCCUUUCAAGACUUUUAGUGUAAAUACAAAGGACUUUGUUCUUGUAUUACUGUACCAAGUUUUAACAGAGGACUUUCUGGGAGCCAAUUUUAACUAGAAACAUAUCUUACUUACUGGCAGCCACUAGGCUUUAGUAAAAUAUUCAGAAUUUACCCUCACAAUCCAAGCACUCAGUGCAUUGUCCCAGUUUUACACCAUCAGAGUCCAUUAUGUUGCUCUUUUAACCUGUGGUUUUUGUUCCAUAAGGUUAUAACUAAGUGGCAUAAAUGGUCUGUAAAUAUGUGAUAGUCACUAACAUAACUCAGUCUUGAUGAUAAGUAACCAUACACUUAAAUCUUGCACUUAAUGUUUGUCACCCAUGAUGUUUCCCUAUGUUUCCGUUUCCCUCUUGAAACACUGUUGUCUGCAGCAUAGCAAUAUUUUUAUCUGAGAUUCCUAAAACAUUGGUUAAUUAAAUUACCUAAUAUUAUUUGGAAGUCUGCCACCAAGUGAUCCAUAUCACUUUAUCAGUCAUCAUUUGCUUCUACAGUGAUGUAUGCACUCUACUGUAAAGUGAAACCCUGUUAUUGUGACCACCUGGGGGUAUAAUAACCUCAUAGUAUGGUAAUAGAUGUAACAAUUAUACAUACCUGCCUUUAAGCCAAGGAGCAUGGACUUACAAGUAGUUUUGUGCUAGUUAAUUUUAACCUUUGUUAUUAGGAAGCAGAAAAAAAUGACCUUUCAGAGAAGGAAGAUUGACAAUAAAAUUUUCAAGAUGGAAAGUUUACCAAGUGGUUUCAUUCAAAUGGUGAAAAAUACUGACUCAAAUAUACUAAUCCAAAUGUAGUAAUGUGGUGGGCAUGGAAAUAAGUGGUAAUAAGCAGGUGUUCAAUCCUCUGUACAAAUCACUAGCAGGGUUAUUUAUUCAAGUAUAAUCAUCAACUCUCUUGAAAUGAAUACCCCCAGAAAAUAAUUAUGGACACCUUGAGUUGGUCCCUCUCAUUCAUCUGUAAUUUACUUUGACCCUCUAUAAAGUGAACAUCUCUACAAUGACUGUAUCUACAGCGGACACUUUGCCAGUCCCAGUGGUCUCCUUCUUAGAGUAAAAUCAGGAUCAGACUGCUGGGUCACUGGGCCACUAGGCAGCAGCAGGCCGUGGGCUGCAGGCUGUGGCCCCCUGGGCUGCAGGCCUGCUUUCAGUAAAACCCAUAUCUGUACUAAACAAACUAUUUCGAUUUGGAUCGAGUGAUAGCUGUAAAACCUUUUGAAAAGUGUGACAUUUAGAUCCUAGAAGUUGCCCUUUUUCAGGGCUUUAACAUUUUUUCCCAGUGCAACUUAUCUAUUGGCCAACCUUUCAAAGCAUGCAUAGAUUAUGGUUAAUUUAAUGUCUUUUCCUUGUGUUUUAUUUUAAAGAGGAAACUUCACCAGACUGCUUUAGCUCAGAGCAUGCUAGAAUCAAGCCAGCAGUUGGGAGAGGGAUCUCUUUUGGGGUAAGACAGUCAGACUAUUGUUAGCCUGCAUAGCAGGGUGCCAGUUAUUCUUUUUAAAGGCUGCGUGAGGGGAACACGCAAAGGGGAGAGGAGGUGCUUGCAGCAAAGGCCCUAGUUUUCCUUGUUGUACGUUUUCUGGCAGUCCGUAGAAUGCCUUUGUCCAAGAAUGCCUGUUGGGAGUAAAGCGAACAAUUCUUGCAAAUGCAUUAUUUGUCAGUCAACAGAAAUUCGAGUCUUCUAGCUUGUACAACACACGUGCAGCAUGACAAACGGCUGAACAACUGUUUGAAUCAUGCUCACAAGAAGCUAAGCUUGAUAAGAUUUUCGAUUUUGUUUUUCAUUUUUGAAAAUCAUUGCACCGUCUUGGCAGUGUUACCAACUGGGUUUGGAGAAAGUGUAAUUUUUGAGUUAUUUAUUUUGGGAUGCAACAGACCGGAACCGUCUUUACAAGCAUUGUCGUUAUUUCCCCGCUGCAAAGCAUAAUUCAGGAUCAAGCAGCCGAGGUACCUUCUACAGGAAUGUCAGCCAGUGACUUGAAAGAAAAACUAGACUGUUUAUAGCAAAUACAUCGACAGAGGUGUAACAUCGUAUGCGUCAGCUGAUGAAGCGGUGAUAGAUAAAAGAUUUAUGAAUUUCAUUAUUAAAAUCCCUGUCAUUGAUCAACACUGAUGAAUAUAGCAGUGUCUUUGGUUGACAAAAGGCUGGAUGGGACUAGGGUAAGCCUGUUUGUCAUGUUUGCUCCGAAUUUAAAAUUACAUCAUUUGCUUUAUGCAGGUAUAACAAAAAUACACAAGAUUUAGUUUUCCCUUUGGGUCUGAUGUCAGUUUCAUAUCGUUAGAUGAUCUGCUUUCAAUCAAUUUUUUGUCAGUUGAUGCAGCGCUGUCACGUUAUUAAACUGGGGGCGUAAAUGGAAAACCAAGGUCUCCUCUGCUGGCGCCUCCUCUCCUUUUCUCCCCUCGUGCAUCCUCGAGAUUUCUUCCUUCGCCCUAAAAAACAAACCAGUGCCUGCUACGACUAGGCUAGACUAUUGUUAUGUGAAGCAUGAUUAUUUUUCUCCUUACAUAAAACAAAACAAUACUGCGGUAAUAUUUAGAUGUGGAUUCAGUGCUCUGAACCUGUAAAAUCUAGGUGCCCAGCAUAUGAUUUGUAUGGAAAAUUAAGAUUUGCUAGUCACCUGAGAGCCAAAGUUGGGAGCCAAGGGCCAUCGGGCUCUGCUAGGGCACAGCCCUGGUCCCACAAAAAAGUUCUCUUUUCAGCCAUAUAAUAAAUCCUUUAUUUAAAAGCUGGUUCAGCCAAGAACGCCUCAUACUGCCGUCAUUUUUUUUUUUUGCAUUUUUAUUGACCUCGACUUUGUCUCAGGCCAUUAAGAUGCCAAAAAAACUUGGCCAAUAUCCAGCCAUCUAGGCCUCAUGCUUGGUCAAUAAUGUAUAUUAUAUAAAUUAAUAACAUCUUUGUUACUAAUUGUUAUUUUUUGUCAUGACAGUGACGUGAUGCAAAACGCUGGUAGUGUGCAGGCAUUGCUUGCCAGGGAACUUGCAGAGUAUGAAAUGCAAGUGGAACAAAAUGUUUUGGCUCCUAUGACUUCUCUUCUUGAGGUAAUUAAAAUCAUGAACAUUUAAUGAAUAUAUUAUAUUAUUUGACAAUGGUUUCUCAUUGUACAGUCGACUCUCCCACAGUGGCCACUCCUCAUAAGAGACCACUUCCCGUCACCACUUUCAGUUUGUAAAUAACUGUUUUGUUUCUCAGUCAAAUACUGUUUUAAAAGCUCUCUUGUAAGUGACCACUGCUUAAAGUUCUUAAAUGACCUCACCAUGCAUGCCUGCAUUUUAGGCCAGAUCAAUAUUUGUCAUAUUCUUUUGUUUUCUGUUUCUGGUAAGCAACCACCCAGAAUGAUCAUGUAUGAUGUUAAGAAAACCGUUGCUCAAAUGUCACAAAAGUUCAGUUUUUAGUAACACUGACCAAGCAUGCUGACAGAUUUAAUAAUUAUAGCUGUUGACUUACAGAGAGGAUGGCUUUAAUACAAUGCAUGGGUAAAAAGUGGAUUGUUACAUUUGAUGCAAAAUGUUUCAACACUUCCAAGCGCUAUUUGAUGUGAAACUUUAUUGCAAAAUUUCUAUUUGACUAAAGGCGCUUUCCAUUUGUCAGAACUGACCGGCCAGACCAUUCCCAUCGUAAAUAUAAGAAUUUCACUUUUCAGGGGCGAAUCCAGGAUUUUUUUUAGGAGGUGGUGCACUCGUCUCUCGCUCUACUUCAACACCAAUAAACCACAUAGUUUUUUUUUGCAGAAUACCAAUUGUAUUAGAAAACCGCAGGUCAUCUUGGGGGGGGGGGAGUGCGCACCCCCUGCACCCUCCCCCUAGAUCCGCCCUUGUUUUUAAUCAAAACUAUCUAGCCAGAUCAGUCGAAUCCUAAAUAGUAUGCACAAAGGAGAUGGUUUUUCAGCAACAACCCUUAGGAAAAAGCCGAUUUUAUUUGCUAACUGACUGGUCCGGCCGGCCAGUUCUGACAAAUGGAAAGCGCCCUAAGUUUAGAAUGUAAGGUAGUAACUUUAUGUGAUUACAUUAAUCAGUUAACAGUUUGAGAUUAUUUUCUUAAUUUUUCCUGUAGAUGACCACUUCCUCUAAGCAGCCACUUUGUUGUGCACCAAGACAUUAGGGUGGUCGCUUACAGGAGAGUUGACUGUAUUCAACCACGUGUCUGUUAUCGGCUAGCUCUGAACAAUCUAUUCCCUCAGCUGCAACUGUACAUUUAUGCCUUUGUUAUUGCCAUGAUUAUAAGUACAUUUUUUUAUAAGUGUAUUAUUUUAGCCCAGUAUCAUUCUUCUUUUGACUAUCAUUAAGAUGAAAAUAUAUGAAUAUUAAUAAGAACUUUAGCAUUAACAGUGUAAUUUAUGUUAAUGGUGCAAAUAUUGUGUAAUUUAUUAUUUACUUGCAGAGUGACAGGCUUCCUGCAUAUUAAUCUGACUAAUUACAUGUACAUGUAUAUGUCUAUUCAAAACGAUAUUGUCUUCUUUGAACAUAGAAUGAGGUACCAAAUAUUACCCAAACAAAGAAAAAAUUGACGAAGACAAGACUUGACAUGGAUACUGUAAAAUCAAGGUAAAUCCAGGAUACUGUACUUUCCAAUAAUUUUUUAAAAAUAAUGAUGAGACCCCCCAAAAAGUCGAUAACCCUUUAAGUCCCAAUAGUGACCAAGAUCAAUAUUAUUUUCUCUUAACAAUAUCCAUACAUUGUCAAGAGAUUUGGUUAUGAGAAUUAAUAAAAUGAACACCUACUGCUUUGCUUUGAUCUUUUAUCAAAUUCUCUCAACUCAUUCUUUAAGGAAAUAUAUAAAGAUCAGUGUGGAGAAUUUGUAUGUAGACAUAAUGGGACUUAAAGGGAUAAUGGAAAGGUAUAAAUAAGGCUACUGAGGAUUGAAUUGUGGUGUAAUGAACUUAAAUCAUAAUGGCAAGAUCUGUGGUUGUCAAGAACAGCCAUUGAAUCUACUCUUUUUGAUAAGCAGAAUUCAUGAUGAAUAAAACCUAAUAAUGAAUAUAUCUCUUGGUAAUAAAGUAAUAAUUAGUUAAUAAUGAUUAAUUAGUAAAUUUUCAAUUACACCACAAGGUAAUUAAUAUUACUUGUUUUAUUAACUGGUUGUGACGGAGUGAAAUUUUAUAUUACACGCAGUGUAAUAUUAAAUUUCACUUUGUCAGAUCAGCUUGAAUAACAGCUUUUCACAUGAAUUUGUCUUACAGUACUUCUGUAAUUUCUGUAAUUUUAAUCCCCCCCCCCCCCCCCACCCCCCCCCCAAAAAACUACAGUUGCCCUUCGGGCAAACUGAAUUCACUAGUUAAAUAAAUUGCAAAAUCCACUAGUCCCGGGCUAUCAGACACAACUUUCUUUGUAUGCUGUAAACACUAAGUAUAAGUUAAAGAUUGCAGUUUCAAACAAAUGCCAGGUUCACCUGGUCCCCUAUCGAGCCAUUCUUUGUGCCGUCACAACCAUAGGUUUGCUUGACGAUCCUUAGAAAACUGGAACUCAGUUGUUUAUAUCAAAGUAUUAGUUGCUAAAAAUUUGUUGCAAAAUAUUAACGUUGUUCCAGCUGCCGAAAAUUAUAGCAAAACUUGACGUUUCAUAUCUGGAUCCAUAUUCAGUUUUCUUUUCCGGUCAGAAAGGCCAUUGUUAAAAAAAAAACACUUGUACAGUAUAUUCACUGUACAAUGUACAAGGCUGUGCUCUACAAAAAAUUGAAGGGAACCCAGUGCUCUGAACUUGCAAAAUCCAGUGUGCCCAGCAUAAUUAUGAUUUCUAUGAAAAAGCUAAGAUUUUCUAGUCACCCAAGAACAAAAGUUAGGCACCAUGGGCCACCGGGCUCUGCUAGAGCACAGCCUUGACUGUACAUUCAUUUCGUUCUUGUUUAGGUGGCUGGCUGCUGUCAAGGUGUCUCACGGAGCAAAUAAAGACAUGCUGGCAGCUGCCGCAAAAGCAGAUGCAUUGAAGGAGGAAUAUGAGGAAGAAACUACCAAGUUUGAAGCUUGUCAAGUAAGCACAUUUCUUUAUUGCAAAUCAAAAUUAAUUUUUUUACCGAAUGCAGUUAUGUCAAAAUAGUAAUAAAAAUUAACUGAUAUUUUUAUUGAUAUUAAUUACAGGUUUAUAAAUUAAUAAAAAUAAAUAAAAUAAAUGAUGAUUUGGAGGUAGCACAUCCACAAAGUGGUUCUUUGUCUACCUGAUUCCUGGUCAAAUUGGAAUUUGGAAGUGUUGGUUUUUGAUGAGAGGGGAAAACUGGAGUACUCAAAGAAAAACCUCUUGGAGCAAAGGAGAGAACCAAGAACAAACUCAACCCACAUAUGGCGUUGAUGCCGGGAUUUGAACCUGGACCACAUUUGUGGGAGGCCAGCGCUAUCACCACUGUGCCAUCCCUUGCUCCCCCAAGGGUUUAUAAGGUGUUAAUGAUAAUAAUAAUAAUGAAUAUUUAUACAGGAUAGCCCUUCAGUGCAAGAGCACUGUUAUCAAAGGGGUCCUGUCAUAAUAACAUAAUUGAGUGUCUAUUCAGGGUUUUCAGGAAGAGUUCUUGUAUUGGGAGAAAGCUGUAAUGUUACAGGAGAAUAUUUUGAAAGAGGUUCCACAUCUGAAUACAAUAGUCAUAUAGGCUACUGAAUGUUAGCCGGAGAAUUCUGCGUAGUACAUGGAGAAUUAUCUGAUUUCCGAUGCCUAAUGAAUGCCCUGCUAUUGCUUAGACUCUGGAAUUGCAAGAUCUUACAAAACACAACAACUGCUAUUUUCAAAUAUGUAUUGGAUCCAAAAUAACAUUAUUAAUAAUUAAAUAUUAAAAACCUGACCCUUCUCAAUGUCACUUUCCCGACAACCUACCACUGCCAAGGAUGGGUAACUUUCUCGGUAUGGUGGGUGACCUGUGCCUCAAGGACUCUCAUGAAAAAAUGAGUUACAGCAUAAACCCAAGUUUUGUCAGCACUAAGAUUUUAUCUAGUGAUGUAAGAGUUGUCUUUGUUUUCAUACUUAAAUGCCUUUCCACUAGGGCAACAGCCACCAGAUUAUGUCCAAGCUGCCAUGCAAAACUUAUCUUUCCACAACGUCCACUUAAAAGCAAACAACAUCAAAGCUGAUGUACUCACUGUCAGUAUUUAUACUUGCUUUGUUUUGUUGACAUUUUUGUUCUGUACUUUUGGCUUCUGUUAAAUAAUUGACAGGACUGAAACCGACGCUUAACAAACAGUACGAUUCAAUUCGCGCCAAAUUAUUUGUUUAGAGUAGUUCUUGUUAACAUUGUUUUAUUUCCAUUGUUUUUUGACUUUAUAAAUAUUUUUAGCACUUUUUACAUUUUCACAUAUUUUAUCACAUUUUAGCGUUCACCACAUUUUUGUCUAUUAUAACUUGUUUUUAACUUAUUUAUGCUAAUUUAGAGAACUUUUAUACACUUGAAAAUGACCUCGGAGGAGAAACGUCGUCGUUUUUUUAUCGCUAAUAUUUAUCUCAAAAUCGAUUUCUAAGAAAUUACUUAAUUUUUUUCAUGUAUUUUUUAUCAAAUGAUUUUUUGACUAAAAAUAACUCUUUUGCAAAAAUUUAUCUCAAAACUCCCUACAGCAGCCACCUCUCUACAGUGGUUUUCUGAACUUUCCUUGAAAUUUAGUUCAAAUUAAGGUUCAGAGGUACCUGUAUGCAUCAUGGUUACCAGCAAGGAGAGAGAUCUGUUAAAUUGACAUUAAUUUUUUUUAAUCGCAUUAAGUAUAUGUAUGUUAUUAAUAUCAAAUGACUUUUUGACUAAAAAUCCUAUACUCUUUUGCAAAAAGUUACAGUUGCCAUUUUACACCCACCCCUACCUUAACUCCCUACAGCAGCCACCUCUCUACAGUGGUUACGUUUCUACAUUGACCACUUUCCUUGAUCUCUAAUUUCAUAGUUCAAAUUAAGGUUCAAAGGUACCUGUAUGCAUCAUGGUUACCAGCAAGGAGAGAGAUCUAACCACGUGUACAUUACAGACUAAAAUCACACCCCCGGGUCCAUAAAACUGAACUAGAGUACAUGUAAAGCGAAAAAAAAAUUUUCUGGUUGCUCAAAAGAAGGGUGACAUCAGUACUGUUAAUAAACUACCAGUAUACAGAACAUAACAGAUUCUUUUAUGCUCUGUAUACUGGUAGUUUAUUUGCUAUGUAUAGAGUUGUACACCCCUGUAUGUAUUUUUUUCAUCGUAUUUUGGUUUUGUUUUGUAUAUAUUGGGCACAUUAUAUGGUUAUUGUUUAAGCACCACUAAAAUUACUAAAUUAUUAUUGAUAUGUUUAUUAAUAUUAUUACAAUAAUAAUAAUUAUAAUAAUUGUUGUGAUUAUUAUACUUUGGUUGACAGGACACUCUUACCACAGAACUUUUGAAGUUUGUCUCCAGAGAAGGAGAAUAUUCUAAUUGGAUAAUCAAGGUGAAUUUCCAAAUUUUCCUAGUAGUGUUACACUGUACUUGUUGCAUGUCAUAGCUGUGAGUAAAAUUUGCAAAGAAAUAAUUUUUCCUAUUGUAGUUAUCAUUGUAAAUAGUCAGAAGUAUAUAACCCUGAAAUGCUUCUGAAAUAGUUUAAUGUAACUGCCAUUGCAUUAUUGCCUUUCCAUUAACUCUUCAACCUCCUCCUUGCCCAUCUCUCCCAGGUUAUUUUAAGAAGAGGUUAAAUCAAGAGUGUUAUAAAGAGAAGGUUGAUUCCUUUAUCUUCAUACUAGUAACGUUUUAUGUUUCAGUUUAUUGAAGCACAAUUGGACUAUCACAAGAAAGCUGUGAUGACCCUUGACAGCAUUUUGCCGACCCUUCGGUCUCUUCUCGGUAAAGUUACAUCUCGUAGUGAAAAUAAAAUCCACAGCAUACUUGUAACUUACAAUUUUCAGUUUUGGGGAUUUUUUCACUAGAUACUGAAUUUGCAGUUGCUGUUUGGCAUAUUUUCUCCCUAUUCUAGCCUCGCCCACUUUUGCAAUUCUUUAAUGGCUUGUCAUGCAAUCCCAUUAUUUUUGUACGUAAGAAAGGCUCAACAAAACCUUUAGAACAUCUGUGUGGGUGGCUGUCUCAUCUCUUGCUUACAGAUAGCUUUCUGAUACAAUUUGUUUUAGUCGGUCCAUGAAUACAGCUGUUCAUCGUAAUACAUUGCUAACAGUACAAGGGAAGUCCUUGUCAUGAGUCAGGGCACAAGAAAAGUAAUGUCCGAUAGCCUGAGGCUAGCGAAGCACCCAUUGGGCUAUGUGUAGCAUGUUUUAAUAAUUACAAGCUGCAAGACUGCCAAGUAAUUUUCCCAUGGUGUGAUAAACUAAAUAAUAGUGAGAAGGGGGUUGGUUUGCCUGUAUGACUGCUUGUAAACUUCAGCAACAGCUCACUUCAAGGCUGGGAGGGAUUUUUAAACUUUCAUUUUGCCCUGCUACUGGUGAGUUGCUGCAUUUGCAUGCAAAAUGGAAAGAUUCUCUUAGACCAUUUUUAAACAUUAAUUUUAUUCUGUCAGUAAGAUAGCAAGUAAACAGGCCCUUUACAGCUAGCCAUUCACGUGGUACAAAACUGCAAUCCUGGAUAGCAAAAGUCGCACUGGGACAAGACAAACAAAGGAAAUUACCAUUUAAAAUUAUGUAUGGCUUUUGUUUGUCUUGUCCCAGUGCGACUUUUGCUAUCCAGCAUGGCAGUUUUGUACCACCUGAAUGGCGAGCUGCAAAGGACCUACUUAAGUAUCGUUGUUUAACAUAUCCUGUAAUAUCUGUAAGUACCACUAGCUGUGGGGGCAGGAAAAAAAUUAAUUUGAAUUUUUAAAAACUAUUGAAGCUUCGUAUGAUUCACACGAUUCCUCUGUCUUACCACAUUAUGUCUUAUUUUUUAUGAUCAUCUAAUUAUUAAUAUUUAUGAUACAACUGAAGAAGUACCACCCAACCUUAAGCCUUCAGCCCAGUCUCAAUAAAAAAGUAACAUUUUUAGCCAAUCAAAAGCUGACAUUAUCUCUCACACUGUUUUUAUACCUAGAUGAAUCCGAACUUCAGCCAGUGUAUGGAGGAUCACUUGAAGAUCACCUGAGAAUCCAUGAAAGAGAGAUAGCAUUUGUGAUUGAGGAAUGUGUCACUUUCCUUUACAGAACAGCUAUGAGUGUUCAAGUGAGCCCUCUUUUCAUAUUGCUGUUUUUAACUAGAGAAUAAAAUUCCCCUUUUUCUUGUAUGUUUUGGUUUUCAAACAUUCCCUCCACUUCAUCAUAGCAUCUCCCACUCUAAUCUCAUCAUAACCUGCUACAGUUACUGCGGGGCUAAACACUGUAAUGUAACAAGAUAGGUUUACAUUAAUCAAUAAUUUUUUUUAUUUGUAGGGUCUUUUUAGACUUGCUGGAAGUGCUGUCAAAAUCAGAAAACUUACAGUAAGCUUGAACACUUUUACCCCUUGGGCUACUUUGGGGCUUGUGUUAUAGUAGCCUGUGAAUACAGCCGUUUCUCCUAGCUCCUCGCCGCCAGGGACGUUUCGCCAGGAGGAACGUCUGCGACUCAGCGACAGAAAUUCCAUACUUAUGACGUAAAUCAAUGUUUACACGAUAAAUCCGGUGGUCAUGGGGUUUCAAACGCAAAUUUGUUUAUGUUUUAUGUUUUAUGUUUCUCCUGGUCGAUUAUGAAAAAGUUUUGUGAUCUCUUGUGAACGAGCUGCAGCAAAACUCAGAUGGUUUUUCUAAAGAUCAGAAGAAUAUAUUCUAGGAAUAUUGACUGUUUUGUAGUAGAUUGAUCAUGUUUACAUUUGACCUUUGGGGCCUUAUGAGUUUUGUCUGUCAUUCGUAAACAAUAGGUAAAACGAUAUAACUACUACGUCUACCAAUCAUUGCUCCUGACCAGAUUCCGGACAAAUUUUACGUCAUCAGUAUGGAAUUUCUGUCGCUGAGUCGCACAAGUUCCUCCUGACGAAAUGUCCUUAGCGGCGAGGAGCAAGGAGAAACGGCUGUAUUAGCAGGCUAGUGUUAUAGAUACGUUCAGUAAACCUAAAAGCGGAGCUCCCAUACGGAAACAAGUUCAAUUACCUCUAAAAGAGUUAAAACAUUACCAUUGGAAAAAGUUGAGUGGUGCCUUCUUUUCAGGGGUGGGUAUUCGGGGACCAGACAAGCAGCGGGCUCAACAUAUAUUUGACAAACAAGAAUUUGUCUGUUCACUGGUAUUUUCUCAGUGACACACGAAUGGGGCAGGGUAAUAACAAAUAUUUAUUUCUUUUCUUUGUGCUUUGUUUGUUUGUUUGUUUGUUAUAAAGGCUGAAUUUGAUGCGGGCUUAGUAGACUUGUCAGAAUUUGAAAACGAUGUUCAUAUUGUAACAGGUAAGUAGACUUAGUAUGAAAAAGAGAUGCCUGGAAGCUACAUAUUGGUUACAGAAUUUAACAAUAAUGUUUAAUACUUUCCCAUUUCUCAGAGCUAGUUACUGUGGUCAAAAGUACUUUCACAGGGUUCUGUUUACACUAGUUCCAACAUUAAUUCUGUGGAUGAAAUAAUUUCCUGAGAGCUGGCCAAAAGCAAAUGAAACCUAUUUGGAAGUACUUUCGCAUGAUACCACUUAUUAUCGCUAAUAAACUGUUACUAAGUCGAGGUAUCAAAGCAAUAGGGUGAUCAUUCUAAUGAAAGCUAAUAGUAGUGGUGGCAGUAGUAGUGCUGAUUUUCAUAAACUUCAGUUUAGGGCUGGCUUUGAGUGAUUAAUUGUGGGAACUUGUUGGAGUUGAUCACAGUUAUAAGACAUGCAUAGUAUACUGUAGUCUUGUUUAAGUCUCUUGCGUCGAGUCCUUCUUUACUUCACCUUAUGUCUAGGUUAGUUGCAAGUACAAAGAAGCUAACCUGUGGGUAAAUCUUGGUACGCUGCGCCAGUCGCUUAAAAAAAGACUUUUAUAGGGGUAACACAAUCACUGGUGACCCAGUAGUUUUCGCUGUGGCCAAUUUGAACUCAUGACUAGUGAGCACAUUUUAAUCCAGCUAGCGGUGAAGGCGGACAUUGAAUUUGGAGCCUCCGAAUUGAAAUUCCAGCACUCUUAGACUAAUGAGAGACUGCUUGAGAAGUGGCGGUAUACAAGUGAUUGCUGCACUAUAGAUGGGAAGAAUCAUUCAAUUCUGUCGAUUUUUAUAUCGAUUCCUGAAAACAACAUGCAGAGUUAGUUUCUCCUAAAAUAUCACUUAUUAUUUCCUUCUUAGGUGCAUUAAAACAGUAUCUGCGGCAGCUUCCAGAACCCCUUAUGACUUCUCACCUUUAUAAUGAAUGGAUAAAAGCUUCAGCGUAAGUUUUAGUCUCUUUGAUACUUUGGUAAAUCCCCCAAACCUUAUUUCAACCCAAACGUUUCAGAUAUAGCAUUGUAGUGUGUUACCUAUUAUAAUUUGUGAUCAAGGAUUGGCAGGCCGUUUAGACGGCCACAACGACAAGGGUAUCGAGGAAGGCACAAGAGAGCAGGUGUGCAAGCGACGACAAUGCCUCUUCACGGUCUGUUUAUAUUAUGGAGCAUUUCUCUACCGUUGUACCUGUAAAACGUUGACAUUGUCAACGAUCAAAUUCGGGGAGUUUGGAGAACGUGAACAAGCGAUUGAUAUUUUGAAAUAAGUCUCCGGCACGGAUUCAACUUUUGGACUACUCCAUCAGACGAAGUCGCUGAAUAAACGUGAACCAAAUUGCCAAAAGCAAACUAGAUUUUUUUGCCAAUAACAUCUUUACUUAGCGUUGUUCUUGGGGGAGAUGGUGCCAUUUUGCACACUUUUGGAUAGUAGUAUGCCGCUGUGACUCGCGGAUUUGGACCCCAUUUUAACCUAGAAUACAAGAUCGUGUUCUUCACUUAGCUCUUAAUGGCCCCUCCGGACUACUUUUGCCUUGCUCCCUUGUUAUCCCUAUGUAGGUAUGCGUUUCAUAAUACUACGAGAGUAACAGCCUCCUCCACUCACCCCCAGAGAGGUGGCCAUUACCAUGACAAUGUGGAUCUGUUGACAUGGUGUUAGUAACUGCCCUUCAUCCACCCCCCCCCCCCCCCUCAAACCCAGAGGUGACCGUGUGGAAUGGUGUGAGAAACAGUCCUCCACCCUACCCCUGGGAGGUGACCAUGUUGAUAUGGUGUGAGUAACAGCCCUCCUCGCACUCACAGAGAGGUGACCAUUACUAUGUAAGUAUACCCCACAGAGUUGACCGUUACGACGUAGUUAUGUAUACAUGGUGUAAGUACCAACCCUUCACCCUACCCUAGAGAGGUAACCGUUACCAUAAUGGUAUGGUUACAUGGCGUGAUUAACCGCACUCCACCCUGUGUGUCUUACCAUGCAACCCCCAAAUUGUUUCCCGUUCGGAUCCUUACAGGAAACGGUUUUUCUGUAAUCCACAGCAUUCAAGAUAAUGGUACCAAACUGCAAACGUAUUGGACUAUUGUGGAAAGGAUGCCAGCACUGUAUAAAGCCAAUCUUAGGUCAGUAGUAACCUAUGGUUGAAAGCCCAUAUAUUUUAAUAUUUCAGCUUAUGUAAAUUCACUAAAUUGCACUUCAUUGUCGUUGUAGUAAUUUUUAACAAGCAAGUAAGUUCCAGGCUAAGUAAUUUUCAGUGAUGAUGACAUUUUACUUCCUACUGGCCUGAUUUUUAAAUAUAAUUCUCAGUCUUUUUCUUAUUUUCUCCUUCGUUAGGUACUUGAUCAAGUUUCUUGGUAAACUCUCUGAAAAUAGUGAAGUGAACAAAAUGAAUGCAAGUAACAUUGCGAUUGUCAUAGCACCAAACAUCAUUUGGUCACCAGAGGAUGAAGGGUAUGUCAAUUUUUCUCGUUCUCGUCCAUCAAAAGCAAGUUAGCCUCUUUACCGUGAAUGCUACAGUCUCAGACAAAAACCUUGAAACACUUUGGAAAAUUUGUUCCCUUUCGUUUCCCUCCUUCCUUUUGCGAUGUUAUUGUAGCCACGUAACUUUGCAGUGACAUCUCAACAUUGCAGUUGGAAAGGGACGUGCAUAGGUGUUUCAAGGAUUUUGGCGAAGAUUGUAGACUACGAACAUCUGCUCUUUCUUCUUGGCCCGUCAAGCAAAAUGCGCUUACCUCGCUGUUUGUCCAGCUCACAUCUCUUAGCGCCGUCCCCACCAUCUUAACGCCCGGAACAGGCCAGGCGUCUCUAGAUUUUUCUCCUGUUGCUGACGCCCUCGCUUCUGGCUUCUCGCGGUCUUGGGUGCGCCUCCAGUAUUUGACGAAAAAAAGAGACUUCUCACAGUCUACGUGCAGGCUGAGUUAAUUUUGUGUCUUCUUUUGCAACGGCAGUAAGAGCAUUACAAAUCAAAAUAAUUAAUAAAGGAAAAUUAAAUGAUCCCUGUGCAAGUUCCUUUGACAUUUUUUCUACUUGUCUGCCGUUCAGCCGUUCUCGAACCAACGACUGUCAAUUUUCCUUCUCUGUGUGUAUCUGAAAGUCUUCCGGUAAAAAUUCAAUCACUUGAGGCAAAUUUCCCCACAGAAUUUUUACACUUGUAAUGGUUUUAUUAAAUUGACCCCUGAGCCAAAUUCACAUCAGAUUAUUUUCAUGUCUUAAGAUGGUUUCCCUCUUUGCUUUUUUUUAGUGGUGUCAAUGUCCAGCACACUGGUGUCCAGUCGUCCAUUGUAGAGGCUUUAAUUCAACAUCAUGACUGGUUCUUUCCGGAAGGUUGGUGGUGGUUCUGUUCUUCAAUACAUUUAAUGUGUGCGCGGUCAGCAGUUGUAUAAUAUCUUAAUUAAAAAAGAAAACUCGCAAGUAAGUUUACUCAGUUUUAGGUCAUUUUUACGGGCCUUUUGUAAAUUUUAGCCCUAGAAAAAAAAAAUGACGGUGACUUGUACUUGGGAAAAUAACAUUGCAAGUUCAUUCUCGACCUGUAAUUUCUGUGGUUCAAAAAUUAAGCCUAGAAGUUCGGGGCAUAAAGGAUGUUAAUUCUUGUAGAUGUUUCUCAAAUAGCGGUAGUUGUCAUCCGUCAUCAGUAGUAGUUUUGCCGUUUUUGAAAUAUUUUUAGGUAGAAGUUUAGCUAUUUCUUCUUCGCAAAACGUGUGACAUUUGCUGCCGUUUUCUCCAGCUUCACAACAGCUGAGCUACCGCACCUUCUGAUCUCACCUUUUCCUAACAAUUACCCGUUAAAGUGCCUCAAAGUGACAUAACGUUUUGAUCAUGGUGGCACUUUAAGGAUACAGUAGAAUCCCGGUAACUCGAACUCUGAAGGGAGACAAAAAACAGUUUAAUUCGAGUUAGCGGGAAUGCGAUUUAUCGGGGUACAUUUCCGUGAAAUGUUGAUUAAGGGAAAGGAAAUUUAGUUUGAGUUAGCGAGGAACUCGAGUUAUCCGAGUGCAAGUUAUCUGGGAUCCACUGUAUAUGCAGGCGUCUUCCAAAUUUGGUCAACGGUAGCUGGUUGUGAGGAAUCAGCCAGGGGAUUCAAACUAAUCAGAAACGAGAAAAUAUUUUGAACGGAUAAUGAUACAUUUUAAUAGUCUAUUUCAGGCUCUCAUUUAGUCGGGACAACUGAAAAGAAAAGUGUGCGGGAAAAAAACGGGCGACGAGACGAGGGCCUAGGAUGAAAGGGGUCUGUAGUUUUAUAACCUUUUUUUUUUAUUCUGACUGAUCAAUAGAAAUUGACUUCUCUCGUAAAACUGUUGUUGAAACGAAUGGUUCUGGACAGCCGACGGGUGUUAAGAGCUCACUGUUGAACCGGAAGGAGUCGGAGGAAUUCAAGAGUGUCACUGGUGGUUUCUUAGAGGAAGUUGUCAGUCUUAUAAGUCUUAAGGGUACUGACAGUACUGACAAGUAA
This is a messenger RNA of Porites lobata, 19239 nucleotides long. Lineage: Eukaryota; Metazoa; Cnidaria; Anthozoa; Scleractinia; Poritidae. The record is from the annotation of a GenBank genome assembly.